AUGAACAGUCCACCCCAGGCCCCAACCCCAAGUCCGUGGGCUCCUCCGCCGUAUUCGUCACACUUACCUGCACAAUCUACCACCUCGACGAGCAGCGAUACUCCAUAUUCAUUCUUGCGGGAGUUCGAUACCAUCUUCGUCGUGGACGACAGUUCAAGCAUGUUGUGGGAAGGACGCUGGAAGGAGGCGGAAGAUGCUAUUGCCGCGAUCGCCCCGAUUUGCACACAGUACGACCAGGAUGGCAUCGACGUCUACUUUUUGAACCAUCGCCGCGACGGAGGCCGGAGGAACAAAGGGGGAUACCUGAAUAUUACGACAGCGGACAAUGUUCGCGAGAUCUUUGGCAGCGUGCAUCCACAGGGUGCGACGCCCUUUGGUCGACGCCUUUACGAUAUUCUCGAUCCUUAUAUGCGAGAGCUGGAGAAAGCGAUUGCGAAAAGCGAUGGGUCGUGUGACUCGACACAGCUAAUGAAGCCGCUGAACAUCAUUGCCAUUACGGAUGGCGCAUUUACGGACGACGCGGAGAGUAUCAUUGCUGAUGUCGCGGAGAGACUGGAUAGCGACAAAUUCCAGGCCGUGCCCUGGCAGGUAGGCAUCCAGUUCUUCCAGGUCGGAAACGAUGCCGCCGCCACGGCCUAUUUGCAGGAGUUGGAUGACAACCUGGGGGAGAUGCAACAGAAGGGCCGUAUCCGGGAUAUUGUGGAUACCGUGCCGUGGAGGGGUGAUCGGGGGCAGACGCUGAGUGCGGAGGGCAUUCUAAAAUGCGUCCUUGGCGCCGUGAACAGGAAGUAUGAUAAAAAGGACGCGUUUUAG
Aspergillus sclerotioniger CBS 115572 is the source of this 813-nucleotide messenger RNA. RefSeq lists its product as uncharacterized. The record is from RefSeq and is a predicted model, not a curated record. The transcript has a single exon. Bases 1 to 813 code for a protein of 270 amino acids. Lineage: Eukaryota; Fungi; Ascomycota; Eurotiomycetes; Eurotiales; Aspergillaceae.